GCCUUGGCCUGGGAAGAGGAGCGUGCCAGGGAAGAUGUCCACAUCCUGAGCCAGAGGAGGAUCUGCAGGCUGUGAGUGGGGCCUCCUGACCCUGCCCUUUCUCAUCCUCUUCCAGAAUGAUCAUGCCAAGCUCCUUGAUCGUCGUGUUCUACAUCAUCAUCUUCGUCACUGGUCUCCCUGCCAACCUGGUGGCCCUGUGGGCCUUCCUGAAGCGGGUCCGCCAGCCGCACCCUGCACCCAUCCACAUCCUCCUGCUCAACCUGACGCUGGCGGACCUCCUGCUGCUGCUGCUGCUGCCCUUCAAGAUCAUCGAGGCCGCGUCUGACUUCCACUGGUAUCUGCCGGAGGUGGUCUGUGCCACCGUGGGAUUCGGCUUCUACAGCAGCAUCUACUGCACCACGUGGCUCCUGGCGGCCAUCAGCAUCGAGCGCUACCUGGGAGUGGCCUUCCCCGUGCAGUACAAGCUGUCCCGCCGGCCUGUGUAUGGAGUGGUUGCUGCUCUGGUCGCCUGGAUCACGUCCUUUGGUCACUGCACCAUCGUGAUCAUCGUUCAGUACUUUAACUCAACCCAGAAGGCCACAAAUAUAGAAGUUACGUGCUAUCGGAACUUCACCCAGGAGCAGCUGGAGGUGGUGCUCCCCGUGCGGCUGGAGCUGUGCCUCGUGCUCUUCUUCAUCCCCAUGGUGAUCACCAUCUUCUGCUACUGGCGCUUUGUAUGGAUCAUGCUCACCCAGCCCCAUGUGGGGGCCCAGAGGCGGCGCCGAGCUGUGGGGCUGGCUAUCGUGACGCUCCUUAAUUUCCUGGUGUGCUUUGGGCCUUAUAACAUAUCCCACCUGGUGGGGUUUUACACGAAGGAAAGCCCCAAGUGGCGGGUGGAAGCUGUGGUAAUCAGUGCCCUCAACGCCAGUCUGGACCCACUGCUUUUCUAUUUCUCUUCUUCCACUGCGCGCAGAGCCUUUGAGAAAAGGCUGCAGGUGCUGCGGGGCCCGGGCUCCUCCCUGCUGGGACUCAGAGACAGAGGCUCCGUGGAGGUGACCAACAGGGUCGGGGGUUUGAGUCAAGUAGAGGGAGCACCCAGUUCUGACUUCACCACAGACUAGGGAUGGGACCUUUGGACCUUCUGGGCUACGGGUGAGCUGAGCAGGCUGGGAGAGGAGAGCAUG
Molecule: messenger RNA, 1163 nt
Organism: Equus quagga
Lineage: Eukaryota; Metazoa; Chordata; Mammalia; Perissodactyla; Equidae
Product: free fatty acid receptor 2
Exons: 1
Coding region: 117-1100 (327 amino acids)
Biological process (GO): cellular response to fatty acid; G protein-coupled receptor signaling pathway
Cellular component (GO): plasma membrane
Molecular function (GO): G protein-coupled receptor activity
Source: RefSeq, a predicted model, not a curated record